UUUUGAAUGAAUAUAUUUUCUAACAUUUCAUAAUUAUUACGUGUUACCACUUAAUCGAAAAAUCUUUUAACGUCUGAAUCUGUCACGAGUAUAAAUAAAUAUAUGCACAUGCAUAUGUAUAAUACAUUGAUGAUUCGUCCUUAUGAAAUCAACCCUGAGCAGAGAGGUCAAACGGCUAGUCUCCAAUGGCUUCUACUCCGCGGCACUUGAACUGUACAAGCUCCACAUCCACCCUUCCGCUUUCCUUGCCAACACCUCCAUCCUCCCCUCGGUCAUCCGAGCAUGCGCUUCCGCUCCGUCGACCCACUACCCCUUCGGCCUCCAGCUCCAUUGCGUCGCCCUCAAGUCCGGGUCCACCUCGGACGCGGUCGUGUCCAACUCCAUCAUCUCCAUGUACUCCAAGUUCUCGAGGCCGGAGCCCGCUCGACGGGUGUUUGACGAAAUGCCCAGCAGAGACCCCAUCACCCGGAACGCCUUGAUUAACUGCUACCUCCAAAACGGGUGCUUGCGGGGAUCGUUGGAGGCGUUGAGAGAGAUGUGCCUGCACGGUUUCUUCCCGAGGCCGGAGCUGGUCGCUGGGAUAGUGUCUGCUUGUGGGCGGUCCGGGAACAUAAGGCUCGGGAAACAGAUUCAUGCUCGCAUUCUGUUUGACCCGAGAAGCGAAGGCUCGGUAUUGCUGUCCACUGCCCUCUUUCACAUGUACUUGAGGUGCCAUGAUUCUUGGACAGGGUUCCGCCUCUUUGAUCGGAUGCCCACGAAGAAUGAAGUUUCUUGGACGGCCUUGGUCUCUGGGUGCAUCAGUAACAACGAAUACGAAAUGGCCAUCAGUUGCCUUCGGGAGAUGCAGGAUCGAGGGUUGAGUCCAAACAGGGUGACACUGAUCUGUCUGUUGCAAGCCUGUCCUGGGCUGGCUUCUCUCCAGCUUGGGAAGGAGAUCCAUGGGUACGCCAUCCGUCACGGGUUCGACUCCGAAGAUCACUUCUCAGCAGCUCUACUUCACAUGUACUGUGAGUGUGGGGAAGGAGUGAAUCGUUCUAGGGCAGUCUUCAAUAGUUACAAGUCUAAGGAUGUUGUGUCUUGGAGUUCGAUGAUUCGGAGCUACGCUCGGACAGGAGAAGCAGACAGUGCCAUAGAACUAUUCAGCCACAUGCGAAUAGAAGGCGUUGGACCAAACUCUGUGACCCUUUUAGCGGUUAUCUCUGCCUGCACGGCUAUGUCUUCCCUGAUUCUUGGGCAAUCGGUCCAUGGGUAUCUAAUAAAAUCUGGCUUAAAUACACAAGAAUUUGUUGAGAAUUCCCUCAUCGAUAUGUACUGCAAAUGUGGAUGCCUCCAAGCUUCCUGUCAAAUCUUCAAUGAAAUGGCGGAGCCCGACUUGGUGUCGUGGAGUGCCCUAAUUGCCGCUUACGGCCUUCAUGGUCACGGACAAGUAGCUUUGGAGCUAUUCCAUGAGAUGAAAGACAGAAGCAUAGAGCCCGAUGGGGUCACUUUGCUUUCGGCGCUGUCUGCUUGCAACCAUGCAGGCUUUGCUGAGGAAGGGCAAAAGCUGUUCAAAGAUGCAGUCAAAGAGAAUAAGAUCCCGAUAAACUCAGAGCAUUAUUCUUGCUUUGUCGACCUUCUAGGAAAGUCAGGACAGCUGACAGACGCUUGUGAAGUCAUAAAAACAAUGCCAGUGAAACCAACCUUGAAAGUUUGGACGUCUCUGGUAUCGGCCUGUAAGGCUCAGGGAAGACUGGACAUUGCGGAAAAGCUGGUGCAUCAGCUCAUCAAAGCUGAGCCCAAGAACCCAUCCAACAAUACCUUGUUGAGCAUGGUGCGUGCAGAACGGAGUGACUGGGCCGGAGUGGAGGAUGUGAGAAGACUCAUGAGAGGCCAAGGGCCUCAAAAGCACUCCGGGAUAAGCCGGAUUGAUCUUUUGGUGAUGUAGUAUGAUGUAUUCCCAAAAUACAAGGAACUCUAAAACGAGCGAAGUCAGCUGAAUUUUCUGAACUGAGCAUUUGCCUCCACAUAUCUCACACCUGCUACAGAAAAUGGCAUGUCUCGCCAUCAGAUGAAAGCAAUGACAAAAUUCAUUUGUAAUCUUAUCAGUGUUCUUCCAUAGGAUAAUCUGCAUCAUGUACGGUUGUAUGAGUAUGUGAUACUGGCAUUGCUACAGCACUCCAUGUCAAUAUUAAAGAGAAACUGAGAUUGUUGGUU
Punica granatum (pomegranate) is the source of this 2193-nucleotide messenger RNA. The record is from RefSeq and is a predicted model, not a curated record. Lineage: Eukaryota; Viridiplantae; Streptophyta; Magnoliopsida; Myrtales; Lythraceae.